Marasmius oreades (fairy-ring Marasmius) is the source of this 3270-nucleotide messenger RNA. RefSeq lists its product as uncharacterized. Gene Ontology annotation, biological process: regulation of DNA-templated transcription. Gene Ontology annotation, molecular function: RNA polymerase II complex binding. Gene Ontology annotation, cellular component: Cdc73/Paf1 complex. The transcript is spliced from 14 exons. The record is from RefSeq and is a predicted model, not a curated record. NCBI's taxonomy places the organism in Eukaryota, Fungi, Basidiomycota, Agaricomycetes, Agaricales, Marasmiaceae. The coding region runs from base 1 to 3270 and encodes 1089 amino acids.
AUGGAAGAAGAUUUCGCCCCUUCCGGACGUACAGUUGACAUUGAGCUCGGUGGCCAGGAAGUCAUAACCAUCGACCUCGAUAACCUCGACCCCGACCCUCAAGAUGUUUUGGAUCUCCUCAAAGAAGGCGAGUGUAAAGUAUGGGUCUGGACGAAAUUAGCGAGGGAAUAUUGGGACAAAGGACAUUUAGAAGCUGCGGAGAAAAUUGCGGAGGCUGGAAUGGAUUCUUUCUCUCGGAUCGGAAAUGAUGAUUCUCUACCCCCUCUCUUAAAAUUCAAAGCCAAUCUCAAGCUAGCGUGCGCACGACAAGCACCGAAAAUUUGUCUCCCUAAUGCCCAGGAGGACAUUCUACCACCCGAUCAAAAGACAAAAGAGCAGUACUUCCAUGAAGCAACAGCUCUUAUGAAUCGUGGGAUAGGCAUGUCACAGUCCGAGGCACCUGUGGACGGACAAUUAGCGUUCUUAACUCGAGGCAUUCUUCAACUCGACACGCGUUCCUUCGACGAAGCCAUGCGUUCAUUUGAGCAGGUACUCGGUGAUAAACCGACGAAUAUUGUAGCCUUGUUUGGCAAGGCUCGGAUUCUUUAUGCGCGAAGAAACUACCCCCAGGCUCUCCAGACUUUCCAACUCAUCCUUCGCUACAACCCUAAUUGCCAACCGGACCCUAGGAUCGGGAUUGGACUAUGUUUUUGGGCUAUGGAUAAUCACGCACGAGCGAAGGUUGCUUGGCAGCGAAGUCUGGAGGUGAAUCCCUCAGAAUGGGCAGCCCAAUUACUUCUUGGACUUGAAUCCAUCAAUGCUAGCAAAGAAGUCUCUCAUUCAGAUUCCCAACGAACUCAGGCCUACGUUACUGGCACAAAACUUGUUGAAAGUGCCUUUAAAUUAAAUCAGAAGAACGCGUCGGCUGCAAAUGCUCUUUGUGAAUUAUUCAUCCAGAAAGGAAAUCACAAGCGAGCGAUGAAGCUCGCGGAACGGACGAUUCAGUUUGCUGAUACCUUAACAGUUCUUACCGAAGGACACAUUCGGUCUGCUCGGAUAUGCCACGCCGAAGGAAACACUGCGCUCGCGAUGAAACAAUAUACGCUUGCCACUGAAAAUCAGCCGAAGCAUCCUAUUGCUGCUAUUGGACUCGCCCAGAUGCGGAUGAAAAACGAUGAAAUGGCGGGAGCCAUCCACACCCUCGAUACCCUCCUCCAACCGCCCAACCCACAAAAGUGCAACGAAGCUACCGUCAUGCUCGCUUCUCUCAGGGCUUUCCCAAGACCGGGUGUAUCCAGUUCUGAUAUCGACAAGGAACGUUCAAAAGCCCGAGAAUUAUUCGAACGAAUAUGGAAAGGCCUGGAAAUUGACGAUGUGAAGGCCAACAGUCAUGCAUCACAUGGUACAGCGAAGCUUUCACGGGCUAUUGUGGAUGACAUGGCGAUGUACAUCGAGAUUGCCAAGCUAUGGCAAACGGAGAGUCUUGACCGGACCACAAAAGCGUUGAAGGAGGCGCUGCGAAUUAGUGAGUCGUCGGGCUCAGUUGAGCCCAGAAUCUUGAAUAACCUCGGGGCAUUGAAUCACUUGGAGGAGAAGUGUGCCGAGGCAAGGACGAUGUAUGAGAAGGCUUUAACGACGUUGUCGAGUAUGGCGUCGGAUGUGGAGAGCAUGUCGACAUCGAUUCUGUAUAAUCUGGCCAGAGUUUACGAGGACCAAGGCGAUGAUGCAUUAGCGAAAGAAGCGUAUGACAAACUCUUGUCGAGGCAUCCAGAGUAUAACGAUGCGAAAAUCAGACAAGCCAAAUUGCUUACCAAUCUCAACCGCAAUAAUGAUGCCCACGAACUGCUCAAACAAGCCCUGACAGCGCAAAGUAACAACCUUAACCUCCGCGCCUUCUAUACUUAUUUCCUCAUCCAAAGUAACCUCCCAAAACUCGCGAAAGACUUUGUCUUCGCUACGCUCAAGGAGUACGAUCGACACGACGUGUAUGCACUGUGUGCUUCCGGGUGGAUAAUGUAUCACCAGUCCCGUGAAAGCCGUGAUACGAGUUCCAAGGGAAUUGAGGAACGAAAACGAGGUUUCCAACGUUCGGCUGAUUUCUAUGAUAAAGCAUUACAGUUGGAUCCUUGCUGUGCGUUUGCUGCCCAAGGGCUUGCAAUUGCCACGGCGGAAGAUGCGUUGGGAUCACUUAGUGGGAGUGGGCCACCGUCUGCAGAUGAACCACAGAGGCGGAUGAAUAAUGCACGGGAAGCGUUGGAUGUUUUUGCGAAAGCUAGGGAGUCGUUGAAUGACGGAAGUGUCUAUCUGAAUAUGGGCCAUUGUUAUUAUGCUCGAGAUGAGUUCGACCGGGCUAUUGAGAGUUAUGAAACGGCAUCUGUCCGGUUUUACAGGGGGCAGAAUGUACCCGUUCUGCUUUGUUUAUGUCGGUCGUGGUAUGCGAAGGCCAUGAAGGAUCAGUCGCAUCCUGCUAUAUGUACAGCUCUGCAGUACGCGCAAAAGGCACUACAUUUCCAACCCAACGAUAAGGCGAUAUUGUACAACAUUGCUAUGAUUCAGCAGAAAUCGGCUGAGAUGUUGUUCUCGUUGAAACCUGAGAAACGUAAGCUGGAUGAUCUCCAAAGGGUCAUUGAACAGGCUACGCAGGCUCAAAAGCUUUUCGCAUCACUCGCCUCUGAUCCUGCUCCCGUUGUCCCAUACAGUCGAGAUAUCGCUGACAACAGACGGAAAUACGGCGACAACAUGUUGAAAAAGGGUGACGAUCAACUGGCGUCGCAAAGACAGUUCGAGCAGGAGGCACAGGCCCGUUUGAAUGCUGCGAGAGCAAAAAGGCAAGAAGGGAGGGAGAGGCAGGAAACAUUGGAGCGUGAACGUUUGGAAGCUCUUCGUCAAGAAGCGGAGAAACUCGCAGAGGAACGUAGACAUGCCCGAGAACAAGCGCUUGAAUGGACGCGAGAGGUUCGUAUGGACAGCGAUGACGAGAAGGAGAAGAAGCCCAAGAAGUCGCGCAGACCGAAAGUCGAUUCUACAACCGUUAGCGGUGAUGAAGGCGAAGGGCCUAAGAAGAAACGGAGAGGAAAACUUAAGAAAGCGGGUGGUGAUCAGGGCGAUGGUGAGGAGGCCGCAAUAUUUUCUGACGACGAGGAUACAGACAAACCCACGAAGAGGCGGACAACAAAGAAACGAACAAUUAGAGACGAGGAUGAGGAGGAAGCUUCGGCGCCGUCGCGGAAGAAGCAGUACAAAAGCAAGGAAGUUCUUUCCGAUACCGAUGAUGAAGAUAUGGACGGAUAG